Messenger RNA from Impatiens glandulifera, 1335 nucleotides. Its product is annotated as hippocampus abundant transcript 1 protein-like. The record is from RefSeq and is a predicted model, not a curated record. Gene Ontology annotation, biological process: transmembrane transport. The coding region runs from base 1 to 1335 and encodes 444 amino acids. The transcript is spliced from 13 exons. Gene Ontology annotation, molecular function: transmembrane transporter activity. Lineage: Eukaryota; Viridiplantae; Streptophyta; Magnoliopsida; Ericales; Balsaminaceae.
AUGGGUAAUUUGAUCCACAUCAACAUGUCGUUGUUCCUUUCAAAUUUUGCUUCUAUGAUGGUGUUUCCGGCCAUGAUGGACGUCACAAUGGCCGCUCUUUGCCCCGGAAAGGACGAAUGUGCCCUUGUCAUUUAUCUCUCGGGUUUUCAACAAUCGAUAAUUGGACUAGGAAUGGUGAUGAUGAUGCCUUUAAUUGGAAAUCUAUCUGAUAUUUAUGGAAGGAAACAAAUGCUCACUUUCCCCAUGACUCUCUCCAUUAUUCCUCUUGUGAUAUUAGCAUGUGGGAGGACAAAAAACUUCUUCUAUGCAUACUAUGUUUUGAAAAUUCUCACCGGCAUGCUUACCGGAGGAAGCCUUUUAUGCCUUGCCGUUGCUUACGUGGCCGACAUCACCACCGAGGAUAAGAGGGCCGCUGCCUUGGGUAUGGUCAUGGGAUUUCUUUGUGCUUCCUCUAUCGGAGCAACCCUUGUUGCUCGGGUCCUCUCCAGUGACACAAUGUUUCAGGUUGCACCUGUGAUAUCACUUAUGGCACUAGUCUACAUGAGAGUAUUCCUCAAGGAAUCGAACAUCUCUAACCAUAACGAGCAUUUGGAGCGACCUAUCUUGACGAAUAGCGGUUUAGAAAAUUGUGGCCUUAGUGAUGUAGAAUCGUCUCGUAAAGCACGACCUUCGAGGAAAAUUCCAUCCAUUAAGGAUUUCAUAUUAUUGGUUAGAAGAAGUCGAAUAUUUUCUCUAGCAGUUGUAAUCACGUUUUUCAACAGUCUUGCGGAGAGUGCACUUGAGGGUGCCGCUAUGUAUUUCUUCAAGGCCCGACUUCAUUACAAUAAAGACGAGUUUGCCAAUAUCAUUACAAUACUAGGUAUUGUUGGAAUAGUUGAUCAGAUAAUUCUCGUGCCCAUAUUGAUUCGUUUUAUCGGAGAGUAUAAGUUGUUGUCUUAUAGUCUCAUUUCUGGUUUCUUAUCGACUUUAGUUUAUAGCGUGGCAUGGGCUACUUGGGUUCCUUAUGUGGUCGCUACAUUUAGCAUAUUCCCUAUAGGGGUAACUUGUCUAACAAGCAUCAUGUCCAAACAAUUUGGACGCGACGAGCAGGGGAUGGCCCAAGGAUGUAUUUCAGCCAUUUCUUCUUUUGCAAGCAUUAUAUCUCCAAUGAUUUUCAGUACUUUAACAGAUCUGUUCUUGUCGGAUAAAGCGCCGUUUGAUUAUCCAGGUUUUAGUAUCUUAUGCGUUGGAAUCACAAUGUUGAUAGCAUUGAUUCCAAGUCUAUUGAUUGAAUUUGAUGCUUCUGGUUCGAGUGACAAUGUUGUGAUCUCUAAUGAUGAUUGUAUAGAACCCUAA